AUGAGCAGCCCAUAUUUAACUACGGCCCAUCAAAAUACCUUCUCCCUUGAAGACCAAGAGUAUCAAGACAACAAAAGAAACACCUCCUUAGAUGAAUCAAGAACGUGGGGAUUCACAACACAGAACAAACUCGAAGCCCUAAUACCCACCGCCUUGGAUGGACGUAGUAACCGCAUAAGCUGGCCUUUACACGCACCCUCCAAUGAGGAAAUAUUUCAAACUUCAUGCACCAACCAACGUACUUCGCCCUCCUCAACUUUCCACAAUCUCUCUUUCCCCUCAAGACCAGUCACAGCCUCUAACACAUACCACAACCAAUGGUCCUCUGAGAACAAGGCCUAUCGACCCCGACCGAAAUCCAGUAGCUCUGCACAAAACAACAACACCGAUGCUUCACGCCCAUGUCAACACAUGGGUCAAAAGCGACGGAGCCUGGAAACUCUCAACAGCCAAAGUGACGAAGACUCGAACGCAGCAUUCGAAAGAAUAUGUUCACUCUUGGAGCACCUUAUUACGGAUGCCGCAACAGCUGUGGAUAGAUCCACAUCAGCACAUGAGGGCUCACUGAAUGAGGAGAAUGGAGUAAAUACAAUGCCAGAAAUCAUACCCUUCACAUUUGCAGAAUCUGAGACUCUAAAUGAUACUGGAAAUGAUGAUGAGCCAGAAAAUACACCGUCUUAUGAUUAUCUAGACCCAGCUGCCAAUAUUGAUGACAAACGAUGGAGUCAAAGAGUGUUUCUUACCGGCGCUCGCACAUCUUUAAAUAGGAACUCGGGGAAACGGAGAAGCUUAUUUUUGGAGCUCCAAGAUUCCAUUUAUGCGAAUGAGCCCGAAACUCGUCGAGAUUUUAGAAAUAAUGAGGAUGAAUUGACUACAGAUGUUGCGCAAGAUGAAGUAACGACUCUGAAUGAUGGGACAUUCUUUUCAAAAAAGGCAAUGCAGAUGUCUGAUGCAAGUGAAACUCCAGCCUUACUGUCCGCCGAUAUGGCCGGGUCAAUGGUAGCUGUGACAGAUUUAAAAGAUCACCUGCAACAAACAUCUUCGAUCAGAAGGCUUGGACGGCGCUUAAGCUACCCUUUACUGAGAUCCGAGAUUGUUGAAAUGGAACGUAACAGAAAGAUGGCCCAGGUUUUUCAACAGAUGGACGUUGAGCUGGAUCGAACUGCUGAGACUAUCGAAUGUCUCACCAAGGACUUGGUUUCAAUAGCAUGUUAUCAGAACUGGAUGCACACGAAGCAGGAAAGAGCAGUGCGACAUCAAGUACUCCAAGAUGAUCAGGCCGAGGAGAUGGAUUCAGCAAUAUCUGCGGCAGUUGGAGGGCGGAAUCUGUUUCUGAGUGGAUAUAAAAAGCAAGAACCAGCAGAUUCGAUAGAUUCGACAGAUUGGCUGGACGAUGAUACUAUGCCAUGGGAUGAUGAAGAUUCUUUAAGUCAGUUCACUUCUAUAACGCAUGAUGGGAAGCCUCUGAGUGACGAAAGUACUAUCAGCGAGCGUUCAAGCACAGUGUCUAUUAGCGAUACCUUUGUUGACUCAGAGUCAGGAUUGGCAUCUCCACGUUGGAGUCGAAUCUUUGCAACAGCACUAAGCGAUACGUCAGAAUCGACGCAGAUGAUCGAGGCAGACACUGUUCAAAGGAGCAACGAUCCAAGUCUUGUCUAUGACAAUAUGAGCCUAAUAAAAGGCCAGAAGGAUCUUCAGGACUUUGAACCGUCUCAGUUAUCCUUAGCGCCAUGCACACACUACUUCUUGCAGGAUAAUUCUGAGGAUAUACAAAUAACAUCGACUCUCCACACGCCCACCGGGCUCUCAAGCCUGAGUAAGCGGAAGAUUCGUAGAUCAAUAAUGCCAGCAGCUUGGCCAGAAAUUGAGUCCUUUACUGAGGAUCUAACAGCAAUGUCCUCGAUUACGUCAGAAACGGAGGAUAUAUUAGACGGCGAAGGAGAUGACAGUUCAAGAAAUAAUAUGAUGAUAACCAACAGUAUCAUCAGCACUUAUAUUCAUUCAUCUCAACUUGUCUUCUGGACAGUAAUGUUUAUUUUAGGAGUCAUGAUUGGAAGCCCAUCGCUCACAGAAGCUUCCGGAGAACAGGCAAAACAAGCAAUAGAACGAGCCUUUGCUUGGACUACGCACCAUGAACGCAGGAGUUUAAAUCUUAGGAUAAUAGCUACCAGUGGCGAUGCUUUGUUUGGAAAAACUUAUUUUGUGACAUUAUCAGAAUCCCGACCAAACCAGAAGGCAAAUAACUCAACUACACCAUCAGCACGUCGUUUGCAUAAACUAAAUCGUCUUCGACGAAGGCGUAGGUGGACACUAGAGCCAGCUCGGACUGCCAGCUUAUUGUACAGUGGUUCUUCUACCAUCGAUAAGCCUCGAUGCUCUGGCUAUGAUGAAGAUACGUAG
Molecule: messenger RNA, 2400 nt
Organism: Lobosporangium transversale
Lineage: Eukaryota; Fungi; Mortierellomycota; Mortierellomycetes; Mortierellales; Mortierellaceae
Exons: 2
Coding region: 1-2400 (799 amino acids)
Source: RefSeq, a predicted model, not a curated record